AUGGUGGGAUUCAUAUAUUUCGGCGGCUUCUGCCUCAUCCGCCAGCUCCUUCUUCGCAUCAAGGAAGCGCGGGAUGGCGUUCCCGUUUGUCAUGCCAAGAAGGCCAGGGACGGGGAGCUUUUUGAAGCACGUGCGAUCGGUGGCGAAGAUACGGCUACUGCUCACGCGUGGUCGAAAGUGACUGACGAGCGAACGCUGCUGAUGACAGAAAUCCUGCAAGCGACUGAGGAAGAGGAUGAUGGAGAGCGAGAGGGUGAAGAUGGGAGAGAAGAAGAAGAGGAUGAGACCGUGGACGAAGAUGAAGAUGAGGACAAGACAGAGCGAGGCAACAUGUCACCGUCCACAGCACUCAAGGCGACGACACCUCCGGCAACUUCAGAGCUCAAGCCCGACAUCCAGGCCGAUUCAGCGCGGGUCUUGUCGAUCGCUGUCCUCCGUGAACUGUUCCACGAUAUCAAAGAGUUCCAGUCGACAAAGGAUGGGCGAACAUCUCCCGUUGGGUCCGCACCGCCCCGCAUCACCUUUACACGCAAUGUUGCAAAAAAGAUAGUACCUGAAUGGAAAGAAACCUGCAUAAGCGACAUUCUCCUCCUGAACAACAUAUGCCUGCUGUCGCCGAAGUACUCUCCAUCUUUCGUGAGUAGCCCAACGGCCAGGGUGAAGAUCAUUGCUCUCUGGACGAAGGCGGUCGCAACCUUCCACGCCGAACGUAUGACCGCUUCCCUCCCUCCAAUCGUUGCGCGCAUCGUAUUCUCAUUCUGCAAUGAGCUGCGAUCGUCCGAUGUGGAGCAGAGUCUCCGAAAACAUAUGCAGAAGGCGCUCGCGGUUGGUGGUGGCGGUGAUCCGGUCAUUAAGUCGAUGCGCAUGAAUGAAUUCCAGAGCGUGGACAACGUCGCGGAUGAGGACGCCGAGGUGCAUGCGCUCCUACACGCUUUGAUGGAAGAGAUCUUCGAUGAGGAUGACCUCGUAAUCCUUUGGUAUGCACGAAGAUCUUCGCAGAUGCCUGAAUGGCAUGUCCUCGUAAUCUGA
Messenger RNA from Fimicolochytrium jonesii, 1029 nucleotides. RefSeq lists its product as uncharacterized. The transcript has 7 exons. Lineage: Eukaryota; Fungi; Chytridiomycota; Chytridiomycetes; Spizellomycetales; Powellomycetaceae. The coding region runs from base 1 to 1029 and encodes 342 amino acids. The record is from RefSeq and is a predicted model, not a curated record.